AUGAAAGAGCUGUUUAGAAUACUGCUCGUUUUCCUGGCUGCAUUUGCCUUGCUGGCUGAGGCGACGCCAUCGAAGCAUCAGAGACAGCACAGGGAAUACGACGAUGAGGAUGAGGAUAGUCACUACUUGGCACUGGAAAGGCAUGAGCUGAAGCCCUUCUUCCGGAAGGAUAAGCACAAAAGCGAACAUGUUGUCUACCACCACAGGGAGCAACAGGAGCAUCACGAACCGAAGCGAGUGGAUCAUUAUCAUCACUAUGAUAAAAAACCAGAUAUGAAGACCGAGCAUAUUCAUUACCAACAGCACAAUCCGCAAUUGCCCAACGCUGGAAUCAGAACUAGAUCGUCGCCUACUCGGAAUAUUGUCGGUCGGCGUCUGCGUCGUCGUCGUCCCAAUCGGCUGGUCUAUGCAACGGCUCCCAACUCAGUGUUCCACACACAGAUCAACGUACAGUCGCAGGACUCGGAACUGAACUCACGAUACCGUGCAGAUCCUGUGCGGCCAGUUGGGCAAUUAGCUGCCAGUGCUCAGGCUUCGGGUGGUCCUCGGUUCUUUAAUCUGCUUGGCGAUCAAUUGGUAGAAAGUAGGUUAGCCCCUGUUGGAGGUCAGAUACCGGGUAAUGGAUUGGCGUCAGGUAAUGGGUUUCGUGCAGUGGGCGGACAGCGUAAUCGAUUAGCUCUAGGUGGAGGUCAGUUAUCAGUCAAUAGAUUGGUUCUUGGUGGAGGUCAGUUGACGGGUAAUAGAGUUGCUGCAGUAGGUGGACAGUUGUCGGGUAAUGGAUUGGCUCUAAGUGGAGGUCAGUUGCCUGCCAAUGGAUUAGCUGCAACUGGGGGUCCGUUGCCAGCUCUUGAGUUGACCACAGGUGGAGGUCAAUUGUCAGCCAAUGGGUUAGCUCCAGUUGGUCGACAACUGGCUGUAAAUCUGGACAAUGGACAGGGCGCUGGCAAUGGCAAUGGUGAGAAUCUAUUUACGCCGGCAAAUGGAGCACAGCUUUUGGUAGGGGCACAACCAGCUCAGUUAAAUGGUGGACAAGCAGUUAACCAACGACCAAGCUCAGUUCUUAUUCAAACUGAUCCCGAUUUUGGUCGACAAUUGCCUGCCCCGACAGCCGGCAAUCCAAAUCAAUUUAGAUCCAUGUUGGGCGCUCAACUGGGAAGGAGUCAGACUCUAGAUGCUCAACAAACCUUAGCCGGUAAUCAAAAUAUGCUCUUGGGAAGACAGUUAGCCACCGGUGCUCAAGCGCUAGGAAAUGCGAGUCCAAAUCAAGUUGUAGCAUUUGAACGAGCAAAUGGCAGACGACGCAAUGGACGUCAACGCAAUCGCUCCAACUACCAAGGCUUAAAUGUGGUCAGAGGUAAUAUAUUUGGCCAACCAAAUGUGCAGGGACCCGCAAAUGAAGUGGGCAAUCAGCAGGACACCAAUAUCAUAGACGGCAACUUCUAUAGCAUGCAGAAUGGUAACCAACGAUCCGUUCUAGCAACUGAUGGUGAUUACUACGAUGACGACGACACAGAUGGCAUUCAAAGAAAUAUUGGAUUGGAUGACACGAGUCAGGAUCAAGAAACAGCUGCUUCUGAGCAUCAGGAGAGAUCCUAUCACGAUGAUGGUUAUCACUACAAGAAUCCCAGGCAUACUAAAUGA
Molecule: messenger RNA, 1641 nt
Organism: Drosophila grimshawi
Lineage: Eukaryota; Metazoa; Arthropoda; Insecta; Diptera; Drosophilidae
Exons: 3
Coding region: 1-1641 (546 amino acids)
Source: RefSeq, a predicted model, not a curated record